This is a messenger RNA of Teleopsis dalmanni, 720 nucleotides long. RefSeq lists its product as uncharacterized. NCBI's taxonomy places the organism in Eukaryota, Metazoa, Arthropoda, Insecta, Diptera, Diopsidae. The transcript has a single exon. The record is from RefSeq and is a predicted model, not a curated record. Bases 1 to 720 code for a protein of 239 amino acids.
AUGUCGCCACAAAAAGUCUUGGAUGAAAGACCACUACCUGUAAGACGUAAUUCCUUCACAACUUCGGUAAAUGUUACUGUACGUUCGAACCAAAUUCCCGUAAAAACAUUUGUAGAAAACAUUGUAUGCACUCUACGUACAAGUAAUACAACAAACUCAAUUGCCACCUCUUUAUCAACGAGCAUAAUAACAACAACAUCAUCAAUGCAUGAACCAAUAAUGUCAACAAUUUCACCGCCUUUGCAAAAAUUGCAGAGUACCACUCUAAAUACUCCACUUUCAACAAAAAGAAAUAGAUCAUCUCCUAAUAAUCAAAAAAAAAAGCAGAGGAUCAAGAAACAAAAGCAAAAAGAGCAAUCGUCUAAUCAGCAAACGCUGACGAACUAUUGGCUUGCCAAACCAGCAAACAGGUUCGCAUGCUUAUCGGACGAAAAUGAUAACGGCGAAGUGAAUAGUGAAAAGAGCGACAGCAACGAAAAUGAUACAACAAAACAAAUUAAAAAAACCAAACCACCACCGCUCUUUAUUCAAAAAGUAGAAAGACUAGACAUUUUAAUAAAGGCAAUUGACUCAAUACCGAAUUGCAAAUAUGAAAUAAAAGUAUUACCAAAUAAUGAAGUCAAACUGCAACCAUUUGACUCAACUUAUUACACCAGCAUAAUAAAGCUGCUUAAAGAAAAAAAUACCGAAUACUAUACAUAUAAACCGACGGAAGAAUGA